AUGAGUGCCCGGGAGAAAUGGACACAGACAUGGACACGAUCUGCUCACCGCAAUUGUCAUUUGUGGGAUGCGCUGGACGUGGUUGACCUUUUACGCUUUUACGCCGGCACUCGGAAUUUGGAUCCGGAUACGGUCAGCAACGUGACCCGCCGUAUAAGUACCGUUCCCUCCUCGCUUCCCUCGACCCUUUCUCCUUCUACCACCCAUCAAAAGCUUCAGUUCGUUAGCAAUCGUCUUCAAGUCGUUCAAUUCAAUCUUCGAUCACACUCUCUGAGGCGUGGUCUGAUAAAAACCGUCAAAAUUUUCGCCACACUUCUUAACUCGCGGCACCACCCGUUCAACGGCCGGCGCUCAUCCAACCGUGGUGGGGCACCGGACUACGCAUUAUACGUCCAGUAA
Aspergillus tubingensis is the source of this 399-nucleotide messenger RNA. RefSeq lists its product as uncharacterized. The record is from RefSeq and is a predicted model, not a curated record. Bases 1 to 399 code for a protein of 132 amino acids. Lineage: Eukaryota; Fungi; Ascomycota; Eurotiomycetes; Eurotiales; Aspergillaceae. The transcript is spliced from 3 exons.